Messenger RNA from Perkinsus marinus ATCC 50983, 459 nucleotides. RefSeq lists its product as hypothetical. Bases 1 to 459 code for a protein of 152 amino acids. NCBI's taxonomy places the organism in Eukaryota, Perkinsozoa, Perkinsida, Perkinsidae. The transcript is spliced from 2 exons. The record is from RefSeq and is a predicted model, not a curated record.
AUGGCUGUCGACUCACACGCCCUUAUUGAGCGCGGCUGGGGUCCUGAGACUCCGGCCAACUACACGAAGAAAGAUGUUAUUCUAUACGCGCUGGGUGUGGGAGCAUCUGAGCUCCGAUAUGUUUACGAGAACAACGAUGAGUUCUCCUGCCUGCCUUCCAUGCCUUUCGCUCUCACUUUCAAGGGAGGUAACUCCGCCGACGUGCUUCCAUUUCCGCCCCAGCACUUCAUGGGUGCCAUGGACCAAAUCCCACCUCGAGGUGAGUUUACAGCCGAUGCUUCGAGUGCUGUACCGCAUCAAAGGACCGGUCUUGGACGGCGAAAGAUCGAUGAAGUUAUUCAAGUCAUUGCCAACUUCGGCCGAGAAUUGGGCGAUGAGGAGCAGGGUCACAGCAAUCUCACAGAAACGCUCGGGAGUGAGUUUACAGCAUUGCAGUUCGUAAAUCUUCCGAUAUUCUGA